GUCACAGCAUGUGACCUUUUUGAGCAACACACAGUGCAGUGCAGAUUUCUCAGGACUCGUUACAGAUAAAUAAUUGGGAAAUGUCGGCAGAUUUUAAGAAGUGUUGGUUCCAACAUUCGUUUCUUUCGAAUGCUGUCCCUGCCGAGUGUAAUGAUAACAUCUGCGUUGUUGGAGUUUUUGGAAAGAGCCAACGAGCGAAAGGUUUGAUGCUGAACGGUGUCACAACUAGAAACGGUUUCAAGGAUCCUAAAUUUAACCCACAGAAGAUCGACGUUGACAGUUGCAGCAUUGAGUGCUUCUACGAUGCCGACUCCAGGGUGCUGUAUCUCCAUCUUGUCUCCAUCUACGACACGCCAAUGCUGGCACGAGUCUGCCAGCAAAUGCAACAAAACCUGUCAAAUGCUGAUUGCCACACAUUUUGGAAGGACCAUGUGACGAGCCACGCCAGGGCAUUGCUGUACAUGUUCACUGUCUGCCACAUCAUGGUGGUGGUCCAUCCGAAGAACACAUUUGAUACUGGCUAUAUCCAGCUGUUUAGAGCCCUGCAAAAUCUGAGGGAGAAGCUGAAUUCCUCAAUUUCCAGCAUCCUGAAGGAAGUGCCGAUGGGGAAGGAAUGUCAGAACAACGGCCGGCUGUGUACACCACGACUGCUCUUUAUUUGCCAGCAGACUGACAUGACAGAAGACGAGUUGAACUCAACAGCAACAGUGUCUACUACAAGAUCCAAAUUCAAGCGCUGGUCUUCCCGUAAGCUCUUACAGCAUUCCUUGGAGGACCAGAUCUACAGACUCCUGCGCAAGAGCCGCAUUCUCACCAACAAUUUAUCUCAUUGCUUGUUCACUGUGCCCGGAAACCAGGCCUUUGUGCAUUUUCUGGACCAGCAGAGUCUGGCCAUGGACCCGGUUUCAUUUAUGAUUUCUGAACUCAACAAAAACUUUCAGCCCUUCAAGAAAGUCAACACCAAAUUACCAUCAGCGACAUCACCGCCGGUACCCUCAGAGCAGUUCCAGAUAUUCACAGAUACAAUACCAACUGUGGAAGAGCCUAAGAAAAUGGAUGACCUGAGGUCGUUUCUAUGGGAACACAUCCAGCUGGUGCUGGAUGGGAAGGGAUUUGAUGAUGGAGUUGGGCGAGGGGCAACACCACAUUGUGAGAGCCUCAGUUUCAGCAGGUGGCAAGCCGUAUCCAGCCUCCUGUACGAGUUCUUCAUGAGCGACUCGGAUGACCCCAAGGUCAGCAGUCACUUCAAUGCUAUGACCUCUGCCCUGGACCUGGACAUGCGAUUCUCUGAAGCGCGAUGUAACAAAGUCCUGCCCAUAGCAACCAGGACAUACCAAGAGGGGGCGCCCUCCCACUACACAAGCACUGUCCAUGCAAGCAGGCUGGCUCAAGCCAUGAAGGUGUUUUCCCAGCACGCCCGGGGGCCGGCCUUUGAGAAGUACGCCAACCAGCUGCAGGCCGAGUGCCAGCUCUUUUGGCAGAGUGGACGACAGCUUUGUGAGGUGGUCAGUCUGACGGGCCACCACUGCAUCCACAAGGCUCAUCUCUUGCUGGACAGCCUGAUUGACCCUGAAACGGAGGCCGUGAUUCCCAGAAUGCCUCAUACCAACAACAAUCGCACCCCUUGCGCCUGCAACUGUGGGCGCACCGUGGGGCAGAGAGACGAUCCGUUCACCCUGAAGCUUGCCAACUUUGACUUCUUCCAAGGCCUGGAGGAACGCUGCUGCAGCAAGCUCAGGCGACACAAGUUCCUGCUGUACGAGGCCAAGCGCCGCGACUCCACAGUGCUGCUGGCAAUGGCAAUGGCAGGCAAGGACCAAGCAAAGGAUCCUGGGAAGGAGGCCGGAAACGAAGACAGCCUGAGCAAAAUGGCUGCCGAAAAGCUGAAGAGCGAAAACACAGCGAGCAUUCCAAAUACCUUCAGCCCCGCUCUCAGCCUCGGCCAGUCAGGGGCCAGCGAUCUGCUAUCCCAUGAUACCCACAGCGGGUUGCCAGGCAACAGCGCGGCCAGUCUGCUGAGCAUGGGCGAUGGCAUCCAUGAAACUGUCAGGGAGAAGCCUGUGUAUUUCCGAGAGUCCUCAACAGCCGAGUACCUACAGGGCAUGAUGUGCUCCACCUCCCCCCGGGGCCUGCUGCCGCUGUUCUCAUCCUGGUCGUUGCUGUGCUUAGGCAAGGCAUCGUUGUACAACCCCAGCAAAGGACUGGAGCAGCCGGGUUUCCUGCGGAAUUGUAACUUCCUUGUUCCCUGGGAUCUUCCCGUUCCCAAAGGGAGCGCGCUGGAUCCUUCCUGGCCGGUGCUGAGCGACACGGGAGGGAGCAGCCGGAAAGGAGGAAAACACCGGGACAAGAGAGGGGCCAAAGAGGCCUACAUCGGUGACGAGUACGAAUGCCCGCGGGGCCAUCGCUUCAUCUGCUCGGGCCCGGACAGUAUCGUCAAGGCAAGCGGCAGUGGCAUCGUCAAGGAUACUGGGACGAAACUGGUGACAUCCGACAUGCCACUGUACUGUCCUUGCCCUUGCCGGACCACCAAGCCCCCACUUGGCCAGCUGAUGCGGGCCUUCAUUGUCACCCCUGACGUACCCCUUUACAUCAAGCUGAACCCCCGCCUCAGGCCCGACCAGCACCCCUGCCCGAUAUUCCACCCCGAGAUGAGUGAAGACGGGAUCACACUGACCAGCAACAGCCUGUGGGUGCUACGCUUUCCUUAUGUUUAUGUGGAUGAAAACGGCCCCGUCCGUACCCCGACCGACAACCAGCCGAUCCCCUCUGCCAAACUCCUGAGGGGCAUGUACCUGACCACGUCGCAGAAACCACCAGACAGCUGAAAAAAACAACGCCCACCCCCGACCCCAUCCCUCACAGAAUCCCUCGGUGAGUUGAGAUGUUGCUUCUCAUGAGGCAGGUUCAUGCUGGUGAUGUUGCCGUAAUCCGGUAAGGAGACCAUGUUGUCUUUAUCUAGCAGCCGAUACGAUUAUUCUCCGAAGCUUGAAGAAGCUCUCUAAAGUAGAUC
This is a messenger RNA of Patiria miniata (bat star), 3010 nucleotides long. RefSeq names its product protein smg8-like (gene smg8). Gene Ontology annotation, biological process: nuclear-transcribed mRNA catabolic process, nonsense-mediated decay. The transcript is spliced from 22 exons. Lineage: Eukaryota; Metazoa; Echinodermata; Asteroidea; Valvatida; Asterinidae. The record is from RefSeq and is a predicted model, not a curated record. The coding region runs from base 81 to 2825 and encodes 914 amino acids.